This is a messenger RNA of Ipomoea nil (Japanese morning glory), 1690 nucleotides long. RefSeq names its product BEL1-like homeodomain protein 11. Gene Ontology annotation, biological process: regulation of transcription by RNA polymerase II. The coding region runs from base 421 to 1593 and encodes 390 amino acids. NCBI's taxonomy places the organism in Eukaryota, Viridiplantae, Streptophyta, Magnoliopsida, Solanales, Convolvulaceae. The record is from RefSeq and is a predicted model, not a curated record. The transcript is spliced from 4 exons. Gene Ontology annotation, molecular function: DNA-binding transcription factor activity, RNA polymerase II-specific; RNA polymerase II cis-regulatory region sequence-specific DNA binding.
GGAAGUGGGGGACCAUAAAUUUCAUGUCAUUUUCAACACUUUCUGCUUUCUUGAUGUCCUUUCUCUUCUUUGGAGAGCUUGCCCUCCCCCAUAGGCCUGUGUUUCUUAGGCUCCAUAGCUUUCAGCUGCUCAUAUAGGGUGUGCUUAUAUGCUUGGGAAAUAGUGGCAAAGAUUUUUUUUUUUUUUUUGACAUAGGAAUCUUUGCUUUCCUCCCUUGCAUGAACUAGUUAUCAUUCAAGGUAUGUUUGUAUGCAUAUUCUGUCCAGUUAGGUCGGCGAUCUCUGUCGUUCUUUAAUGGAGUUAAUCCAUGCAGGCCAGGCUAGCUUUCUUGAAAACCCCAGCAUCCAUUAAUUUCCUCCAUUCUCAGUUUCUUGAGGACCCAAAAGGCUUUUCUUGAUCAAAAUCACAACUUUUUUCUCAAUGGUGUCUCAGAAUUCAAAUACAGAGCCGCCAAGUAUUCCCCACCAAUUCAUCACCCCAUAUGCCAUGACUAGUCAACCUCAAGUUUGGAACCAAAACUGUGCUGAUUUAGGCACCACCAUUCAUUCUCUUGGGGAGAGAAUGUCCAGAGCCGUAGACUUAUUAGUUCAUUCUCCUCAAGCCACCCACACCAGAAAUGUGAUGGAUCUUCUUGGAUCCCAUCAGAAACUCUCACUUUCUUUAGGGAUGGUGAAUCCAGGUUUUGUUAAUCCAGGAAUGGGUUGUUUCAGUAGUGAUUAUUCUGUUGCUGGGACAGGGACAGGGACAGCUUCUUCUUCUUCUUCAACCUCAAUUUCCACGUUUUCUGGACCUGAAUCUUUCGCCGCCAUCAUUGCUAACUCCAAAUACCUAAGACCUACACAGUCCCUUCUUGAAGAAGUGGUUAGUGUCGGCGGCAAGGCGACAGACUCCGAGAAAUACAUCCGGAGAUUAUCGCCGUCCGGCAAGAAAGGAUCUUUGGGUUUCCGUUCCAUGGUGAAUGCAGAGCUCCCAAGUAACGAGAAACACGAGCUCCAUACUAGAAUCAUGGCGCUCAUUGCCUUGCUUGAAGGGGUGGAAAGAAGAUACGAGCAGUAUCAUGAUCGAAUGGAAGAGCUGGUAUCAUCGUUUGAGGCCAUUGCAGGAUUAGGAGCAGGGAAAUCCUACACUGGACUCGCACUCCAAGCCAUGUCCAAGCAUUUCUGCAGCUUAAGAGAAGCAAUUGUGUCUCAGAUAAACAGCCUACUGCAAAAAUUAUCAGAAGAACUGCCAACAAUGAUGAUCAACAGAGAUGCUGGGCUUCACAAGAUGUUUCUUCAACAGCUGGGAAUGAUUCAAAGCUCGAGGCAAUCAUGGCGGCCAAUCAGAGGCCUGCCAGAAACUUCAGUGGCAACUCUUCGCGCUUGGCUAUUCCAACACUUCCUUCACCCCUAUCCGAAUGAUUCGGAGAAGCUUAUAUUGGCAUCACAGACAGGAUUGACAAAGAAUCAGGUUUCAAACUGGUUCAUAAAUGCUCGAGUUCGACUAUGGAAGCCUAUGAUUGAGGAAAUGUACAGAGACGAGUUUGCAGAGUCGGAUCCAUUGUUAGCCACUUCGGCUACCAGACAAUCUGUCGCAGAUUCUGCCGAGGAAUGACACCAAACCUUAAUCAACCUCACAUUUUCUUAUGUUAAUGGAACUUUGGUUUCUUGAUUUGGAAUUGGAAAAAAAUUAAAAAUCCUUCAUUUAUUUC